GCCUCCUCGACGGAGGCCGCUUGACAGGGAAGUCCCGACUGGCCAACUCGGCAGCAGCUGCGGCGCGGCGCGGCGCGGGCGCCCUCAGUCACGAGCUACGUCGGCUGGUGGGUGGUGCGGGAAGCCGACGUGUGGCCGAGAAUUGUGCCGUGGAGCUGCGCUGUGCUGUGAAGGUGGAGCUGGGUGUUUUGUCGUCUGAGAGACGCUGUUGAAUUGAAGAAGUGUGCCAGCCGCUCAGCCAGUGUACUGAGAGCCGAGGGGUCUUGAAUGGUGAAAUUGCAUAUGAUUGGAGCUGAAGUGCCCGCGAUGAGAGCCCGCCAGGAGACGCCGUCGCCGCCGCAGCAGCAGCCGGCCAUGGCGCCGGCGCCGCUGCCGGUCAUUUCGUUCGACGUGCACGCCUUUCUGGGCGACGACCCGCCGGUGGACCAGCUGCUGCAGAGCCUGCUGGACUCGCCGCGGGCCUCUGUGCCGGCCGCGCUGCCGCCGCCGGCGCCGGCCGCCGCCGCCGGCUGCUCGGCCGUCACCACCGUGGGCGCCCAGGGCCGGCCGUCGGCCGCUGAACGGGCGCUGCUGGCGCGCGUGCGCCGCGUCCUAGAGGACGUCAAGGUGCCGGCCGGCGUGCCGCCCACGGCCGCCCGCAUGGUGCUCGUCCACUACAUGGAGGCACAGCGGCGCAGCACCGUGGACGGAAACAUACUGCUCCACAAGCUGGCCAAGAAGAACAACGCCGCCCAGUUGGCGCGCUACGCCGACCUCAUGAAGAAGCUCCAGCAUAAGACACAUGUGAACACCAAGAACCGACACGGAGAGACCCCUCUGCACGUGGUGACCGGCGCCGAGUGCGCGCGCAUCCUGCUGGAGCGGGGCGCACAACUGGACGCCGUCGACAAGCUGGGCAACACGCCCAUUCACCUGGCGGCCCGAUACCAGCGCGUCGAGGUGCUGGCCGCCCUGCUCGACUGGGGCCCAGACUACAGCCUGCUCGACAAGAAAAACCUGGAAGGCUACACGGCUCUUCACCUGGUGGUGAUCCAUCAGCCGGUGGCUGACCCGCACCGCCGCGCCCUUCAACUUCUCAUCGAGAACAGCGUCGAUGUCAACGUGGCGGACGACACUGGCGGCCGCUCGGCUCUGUUCCACGCCGUUCUCCGCGGAGAUGAGCUCUCCGUCCGUGAGCUGGUGGAGAAUAACGCCGCCGUCAACAUGGCCGACUUCUCCGAGACCACGCCGCUGCAGGCUGCCGAGGACGUCCUUCCCGCAAACAACAACCACAUCUGCAGCAUCCUGCUGGAGCGGGGAGGCUUCAAGGUGCCGCCCGCUGACCGGGUGACCCAGACCGGUCGUCGCUCCGGCUCCCGCAGAGGGCGCUCCUAAAGCCCGACAGAUACACACGCGGCCGGGACGGGUACGCCCGGCGGCUGCACUGGAAGCUGGGGUGUGGAGAGAGAGUAUGGGAGGGUUGCUGGAGACAAGGUGUGUAUUUGUGUGUGGAGAAAGUGAGAGGAGAGGCUCGGUCUAUCCGCCUGGUCUGAGGCUGAGUCGACGCCACGGUGUGGAUCGAUUAGUGUUGGGAUGGAAAGCUCUUUGGAAGGCAUCAGUAGCACUGUUUGUAGUUGGUAAGCACUACAUUCGGUGAUCAUUUAUGUCGGUGACGAUGACCCUCGCUGUGGCGCCGGGUAGGCGCCGGGACGGCGGUGGGAGUCCGUUUCGUGUGCGCUAUGUCUCUGUGUUUCGUUUGCGGCCAUACCAGCGCAGAGACGGCGGUAAGGUCCAGCUCCCCUUAUGUAUUGAGUAUGCGACAGAGUAGACUGUCGUCAGUGUCGAGUCGCUGCCCGCUCCGAUCGAGGGGAGUGUAGGGGUCAGCUGCCUACAGGCACUGCAUUGUGCAUUUCAGAACGGACGUAAAUGCACCGAUGUGAGCGGGAGAACAGUAGGCCUGUGACGACUGUGAGUGUAUGAUGUGACUUCAUUGCUGCCUGAGCGCGCACCCAACACUGGUCCAAAGUGAAUGACUUCAUUAAUGAAAACGGUGAGGCUUAUUCGAUAUGUUGAACUUUGAACCUAUUUUUGGCUUAUGUUUCGUUCUAAUCAGUCAUUUGUUGUUAAACUGAUUUUGUGCACCGUUCAUCAUUACGGAUUUUACUGCACCUUUCGUUGGUCUUGCUACCGUCUUGAACAGGUUGCCAAGUAGGUUCUAGAACGUUGCUGAACUAUUUUAUUGUGUAAUUUCGCUCCAUUAGCGUUCCUGCAUAUGAGACAGGGUCACGUGUGCCCUGACUGCUUUUUGCCAUGCUAUGCGCAAUAACGUACCCUGCCUUUAUUCUUACUACAUCGCUACCAGCUUCAGCACUGCAGUUAUGUAUCCACUUCAUGUAUGUCUGUCUCUCCCGCGACUGUUUGGAUGUUCGCUGUUUUACGUGUGCGAGCUGCUUCCUUUGAUGUAACAGAAAUGCUGGCGAUCGAUGAGGCUUGUAAGGUGGACGUUCAGAUGGUAUUUUUAUAGCUAUAUAAGCUCGAACGUAGUAAGGCAGGCGAGGGACAGCGUCUUGAAGCCAGCGACGAGGUUUGGUGUUGUGCCGGAUGGGACGAAGGGUAACUGCUGGUGCUAUGAUACGGAGACAGCCCCGUGAGGCGGACAUACCGUUUACGACGCACCUGUGUCAUCCGUGGCGCGUCUCUGUUGCUAUCUUACCGUGACGUUCGGCUGGCUGGAUGGGUGGUGCGAGUACAAAUGCCAGGCUCUGUAGUCGGUAAGCAGAAUUAGCGCACGCCCACGCCUCAGCGGCUGGUAUGUAGUCGUUGGUAGACCAUACUGUACCCCGGCGGAUAGCUUCGGGAGGUAAAAAGACUCGCUGGCGAGAAGUCGGCUGAGCGUGGCCAAGGGUCGGCGUUAGGCGAAAGCUGUUCGUAUGUGUGCUGCAUGGAAUCGACUCUAUGUGCUGGUGGGCAAACGCCAUGCUUGUAGAAAAAGCAGGCUGUAAUCGACCUGGAUGGAUUACCAACGAGUUGUUGAAGGUCGUUCGUCAUGGGAAGCACCUCAGUGUUCAAUUUUUGGCUAUCGAAAUGUCAUGAGCUUUGCUGGUAACCUAAAGCUUCUACUUAUGCUGUAUCAAAUAUAGGCACCUAUGCUAUUA
This is a messenger RNA of Amphibalanus amphitrite, 3134 nucleotides long. Its product is annotated as ankyrin-3-like. Gene Ontology annotation, molecular function: protein binding. The transcript is spliced from 7 exons. Lineage: Eukaryota; Metazoa; Arthropoda; Thecostraca; Balanomorpha; Balanidae. Bases 268 to 1374 code for a protein of 368 amino acids. The record is from RefSeq and is a predicted model, not a curated record.